Molecule: messenger RNA, 1965 nt
Organism: Psilocybe cubensis
Lineage: Eukaryota; Fungi; Basidiomycota; Agaricomycetes; Agaricales; Agrocybaceae
Exons: 10
Coding region: 1-1965 (654 amino acids)
Source: RefSeq, a predicted model, not a curated record
AUGCUUGCCUCCGCUUUUCUGCUGCUUCCAAGCAUUGUUUCAACGGCUCGAGCGGUCACUGUGUAUGGCCAAAUACCGCUUGCUCAAACUGCGUCGGGUACAUCAGGCAUUCCAACAAUUCCAACACUGGCGGCCUACGAUAAAACGCAGCUUGUCCCUCCAGCAAUCGUUGAACCUGCCCCCGCCAAUGCGUACACAUUAACGCUUCAAGACAAUGCGGCGGCAGUAGACGGCCUUUCAAUUCCUCACGUUGGGCCUGGAUUUUGGGGUUUCUCUCUUGAAAUGUCGGUGCUCAAUCAAGUCUUGGGCAAAAACUCAUCACUCAUUCAGGUCCCGUUUUUAAACCUUAUGUCCAAUCUUAUCGAACGCUCAGGUGGUGUUCUAAUUCGAAUCGGCGGGAACACUCAGGAAUUUGCGACAAUGGUACCAUUCCUGGAAGGUGGAAAAACAUUCGACAAGGAAGAUUCAGGAAGUACACAGACGACCAAAACUCCCGCUGUCCUUUAUACAAUCGAUAUGUUCUACAUGGCGGCCAAUAUCUCGUCAAUGUUAAAUGUCAAAUGGUUUUUCGGCAUACCUUUCAAUGAUUCAGUAAACUGGCGUUUGACCAUUGCAGAAGAGGCUCAGAGCAUUGUCGGUGACAACUUGAUUGCCCUUCAGGCUGGAAACGAACCUGAUUUCUACGAGGAAUUCGGGCGUCGUCAAACUUACUCUCCGGAAAUGUAUACUCAGGAAGUCGAGCAACUUGUUGCUGUUAUUGACGCCAAUGAUCGUAUUCCAAUCAAGAAUAUGUUACUGGGACCAAGUGUCGCCACAGGACCAUGGACGCCUGAACAAGUUUGGGAAACAAAUUUCAUUGAACGCCUGAAAGACAGAUUGCAUGCCUUGACUGUUGAGCACUAUCCCAACAACAAUUGCGCAGCUGCAUAUAACAACGGAGGAAGAGUUGUAAUUCCACAAGAAAUUUUUCCUGAAUAUCUUUCGCAUACAGCUGCAGUUGAACUUGUUCGACCAUACUGGAAUUCCGCAGCGCUUGCCGUGGAAGCAGGAAAACCGUUAUACAUGUUCGAGACUAAUACGGCAUCUUGUGGUGGCUUCGCUGGAGUCAGCGAUUCGUAUGGUGCCGCUCUCUGGGCCAUGGAUUAUGGAUUCCAGAUGGCGUAUGCCAACUUUACUCACGGAAUGCUCCACGUCGGUGGACAGAACGUAUUCUACAAUCCUUUCACUGCUCCCCCCACAAAUCAAUCCUCAUACAACCAGUGGACUGCAGGAGCGGUCUAUUACUCCACCGUCGUACUUGCAGAAGCGUUUGGAAAGAGCAACACAUCUAGGAUUGUCGAUCUUUUGGGAAACGCAGGCUCGGUUUAUACGCCAUCCUAUGCCAUAUACGAACAGGAAAAGCUUAGCAAAGUCGCUUUAUUCAAUUACAUGGAUGAUGCGUCAGGUGCUCACGACCUGAGUGUUACUAUUUCCGUACCAACAGGAGUACCAACAACGGUUGAAGUCAAAUAUCUUGCCGCAAGUUCGGUUUCUUCCAAGGAUAAUAUCACUUGGGCGGGCCAGACACUCGGUAACCAGUAUGAAGUCGAUGGACGAUUCAAAGGCGAGCUGAACGUCACCACCAUCAACUGCGAUACUGUAGCAAGCACCUGCAUAAUUCCAAUACCCGCUCCUGGCUUUGCCCUUGUCUUCUUCAAUAAUGCUGCAGAACAAUUAACCAUCGGCCAGGCCACUCAAACGUUCGGGACGACCGCUUUCAGCAGGGGCCACAACACAGCGACUGUCGAUCCUGCUGUGCUUCAGACAUCAAACGGACACUCUGGAGCCAACCGAGACUCCUAUAGGAGUACGAGUCUUGGAAGUGCAAGCUCUGCCGAAAAGAAAGUCGCCAUGAUUCCAGGUGUCAUUGCGUUAUUUUCGGUGAUUGUAGGCAGCUUUUGGGUAGCGCGAAAUCUUGUGCAGUAG